UAUGUAAUAAACUCUUUGACGAUCGUUUUUUAUCAGCGCACAAAACCUCCACUCAGUAUCUAUUGAACCACGGAGAGAGAUACAAUGAGUGGGAAUUUCAAACCUACCGAACACCAACACAUCCGAUACAAUCCACUUAAAGACGAGUGGAUUCUUGUUUCUCCCCACCGCUGCCAGCGCCCUUGGAGUGGUCAGGUAGAGGAUGCAGUGGAGGAUCAGCCCUCAGACCCUAAAAACCCUCUGAAAGCGGGCGCCUUGAGGGCUAAUGGACAGCGUAACCCCAUCUACACAUCCACCUACGUGUUCCCUAAUGACUUCCCGGCCCUACUGGAGCGAGUCCCUGAACCUCCAGAACCAGAUCAUCCUCUCUUCAGAUCCAGCGCGGCCAAAGGAACCUGCAGAGUAAUGUGCUUCCAUCCAGACUCCUCGAUGACCAUCGCUCUGAUGUCCGUUGAAGAAAUAGUGGCAGUAAUUGAAGAAUGGAUAAACCAAAUGAAGGAACUGGGCCGUAGGUACACCUGGGUCCAGAUCUUUGAGAACAAGGGAGCUGUCAUGGGGUGCUCCAACCCACACCCGCAUUGCCAGAUAUGGGCCUCCAGUUACCUCCCAAACGAAGCUAGGAUGAAGGAACGAUGUCAAAAAGAUUAUUUCAAUAAAUAUGGUGCACCGUUACUAGUGGAUUACUUACAACAGGAAUUGCACAGGAAAGAACGCAUAGUCAUUCAGAAUACAGAAUGGGUGGCCGUGGUACCUUACUGGGCAGUGUGGCCAUUUGAAACGAUGCUGCUACCCGUAAAUGGGAAACCACAGAGGUUGACUGAUCUGAAUGAAGUUCAGAAGGAAGGUUUAGCCGAUAUCAUGAAGAAGUUAAACACGAAAUACGAUAACUUGUUCAAAUGCAGCUUCCCUUACAGCAUGGGGUGGCAUGGAGCACCAACGGGCCCCAACCACACACAAGGCGACUCCCCUCAUUGGCUGGUUCACGGGCUAUACUUACCCCCACUCCUGAGAUCGGCGACCGUCAAGAAAUUUAUGGUUGGCUACGAGAUGCUUGCGCAGUCCCAAAGAGACUUGACUCCUGAACAAGCGGCCGAAAGGUUGAGAAACUGUGACCAUUUAGUACAUUACAAGAAUAAAGUUAUGUGAUGAGUAA
Messenger RNA from Amyelois transitella, 1153 nucleotides. RefSeq names its product probable galactose-1-phosphate uridylyltransferase (gene Galt). Gene Ontology annotation, biological process: beta-D-galactose catabolic process via UDP-galactose, Leloir pathway. Bases 85 to 1146 code for a protein of 353 amino acids. The transcript has 8 exons. The record is from RefSeq and is a predicted model, not a curated record. Lineage: Eukaryota; Metazoa; Arthropoda; Insecta; Lepidoptera; Pyralidae. Gene Ontology annotation, molecular function: UDP-glucose:hexose-1-phosphate uridylyltransferase activity; zinc ion binding. Gene Ontology annotation, cellular component: cytoplasm.